AUUGAAAAAUUAAGCUAAGCCGCUGACCGAACCUGCUGCUGUCUCGCUACUGCUUUGGCUUCCCAGCUCCCCCCGGAUGGAGAGGGCGGCCCAGCCGUGGAUGGUCAGAUAGCUUCUACCUCUUGCUGCCCAUCCCUGGCCCCAACCAGCACAGAGCAGAUGGAGGCAGCAGGUGAAGAGGAAGAUGGCGGGAUGGCUGCUGGCCUGUGUGGGGGACUGUGGCAUGGGGUAUACAAAACUAGGAUAUGCUGGAAAUAUGGAACCACAGUUUAUCAUCCCUUCCUGUAUUGCUAUUAAGGAGUCAGCAAAAGUGGGUGAUCAAGCUCAGAGGAGGGUGAUGAAAGGUGUUGAUGACCUAGACUUCUUCACUGGUGAUGAAGCAAUAGAAAAAUCUACAUAUGCAACAAAGUGGCCAAUCCGCCAUGGUAUAGUUGAAGACCGGGACUUGAUGGAAAGGUUUAUGGAGCAAGUGAUCUUUAAAUAUUUAAGGGCAGAACCUGAAGACCAUUAUUUUCUUUUGACUGAAGCUCCACUGAAUGCUCCAGAAAACAGGGAAUAUACUGCUGAAAUGAUGUUUGAGUCCUUCAAUGUUCCAGGCUUGUACAUGGCUAUACAGGCUGUUCUUGCCUUAGCUGAAUCCUGGACUGCCAGACAGGUAGGAGAACGGACGUUGACCGGUACAGUAAUAGACGGUGGAGAUGGUGUCACUCGUGUCAUCCUUGUGGCUGAAGGGUAUGUGAUUGGCAGCUGUAUUAAGCACAUUCCAAUCGCAGGACGAUAUAUAACAUAUUUUAUUCAGCAAUUGCUGAGAGACCGAGAAGUAGGAAUUCCUCCAGAGCAAUCCUUGGAAACUGCUAAGGCAGUAAAGGAGCGCUAUAGUUAUGUCUGCCCAGAUUUAGUAAAAGAUAACAAGUAUGAUACAGAUGGAUCAAAGUGGAUUAAACAGUAUACUGGAAUCAAUGCUAUCUCAAAGAAAGAAUUUUCCACUGAUGUUGAAUAUGAGAGAUUCUUGGGACCUGAAAUUUUUUUUCAUCCAGAGUUUGCUAAUCCAGACUUUACUCAGCCUACCUCAGAAGUUGUAGAUGAAGUAAUUCAGAAUUGUGCUAUUGAUGUCAGAUGUCCUCUCUACAAGAAUAUUGUCCUCUCUGGAGGUUCAACCAUGUUCAGGGACUUCAGACGUCCCUUGCAAAGAGGUUUGAAAAGAGCUGUAGAUGCCAGGCUGAAAUUAAGUGAAUUGAGUGGUGGGAGAUUGAAGCCCAAACCUACUGAUGUACAAGUCAUUACAUACCACAUGCAGCGAUAUGCAGUUUGGUUUGGAGGAUCCACGCUGGCUUCCACACCUGAGUUCUACAAAGUAUGCCACACCAAAAAGGAUUAUGAAGAAAUUGGACCUAGCAUUUGUUGUCACAAUCCAGUGUUUGGAGUCAUGUCAUAAAACUGGCUUCAUAGUUAUUGGGGUUAGGGAGGAGGGGAAGAAAUAAUCUUUCUGAUUACCCGUUUUGUCUGGAUGGCUGGUUUUGAGGUUGUAAACCUGACUUGAGAUAAUAAGACCAAACAUAAUUAUACAGAAUAUUUUAAUAAGUAUAUCAACAUGCGAAUGUAGAGGAGAGCCAAAAUGAUUAAGUGAUUUUCUUUAGAUUGAAUAUUUGAA
Messenger RNA from Kogia breviceps (pygmy sperm whale), 1651 nucleotides. The record is from RefSeq and is a predicted model, not a curated record. Lineage: Eukaryota; Metazoa; Chordata; Mammalia; Artiodactyla; Physeteridae.